Messenger RNA from Lampris incognitus (smalleye Pacific opah), 3106 nucleotides. It is a transcript of the gene lars2, whose product is annotated as leucyl-tRNA synthetase 2, mitochondrial. Gene Ontology annotation, molecular function: leucine-tRNA ligase activity; aminoacyl-tRNA deacylase activity; ATP binding. The record is from RefSeq and is a predicted model, not a curated record. Lineage: Eukaryota; Metazoa; Chordata; Actinopteri; Lampriformes; Lampridae. The transcript has 21 exons. Gene Ontology annotation, cellular component: mitochondrion. Bases 148 to 2862 code for a protein of 904 amino acids. Gene Ontology annotation, biological process: mitochondrial translation; leucyl-tRNA aminoacylation.
CGCAUAUGGGAUCCUUGAGUCCUGAAAACGACUCCUUUGAAUAGCUUAAAUGGCUGGAUUUGGCACAUUAAACGUUACUCAUCCAUGUAGUAUUACGCAGGCUUAAUCACUAAACAAGGGGACUUGGAGAUAAAACACUGACCAACCAUGCAGACAUCAGUGUGUAGGCUGACCCUGUGUAAGCUGGGCAAGGUCCAGAUUGGCCAACUCAGGGGUGCCCUUCUGAUCCCCAUUCCUCGGCUCAUGCUCCCCAGUACGCGCAUGAUCUUCAGUGAUACAGGAGUAUGGGAGAAGGACUACCGAGCUGAGACCAGACAACAGGUAGAACAGUGGUGGCACCCACGGAUCAUGGAGCAGUGGCGGAGGGAUACAUCGGAGGAGGGUUCCCAACGCACGAAGUUUUAUGUCCUUUCCAUGUUCCCAUACCCAUCGGGGCGCUUGCACAUGGGUCAUGUUCGUGUGUAUACCAUCAGUGACACCAUUGGCCACUUCCAGAGAAUGAGAGGACAUCAGGUAUUAAACCCAAUGGGCUGGGAUGCUUUUGGACUUCCAGCAGAGAAUGCAGCUAUUGAGAGAGGCCUUGACCCAGAGGAGUGGACAAAAAGUAAUAUUAAGUCCAUGCGGGAGCAGCUCGACAGCUUAGGGCUUUGCUUUAAUUGGGACCGGGAAGUGACCACUUGUCAUUCGGACUACUACAGGUGGACCCAGUACCUGUUUAUCAAGCUCUUUGAAGCAGGACUAGCAUAUCAGAAAGAGGCAGUGGUGAACUGGGACCCCGUGGACCACACAGUGCUGGCUGAUGAACAGGUGGAUGAGAACGGCCAUUCCUGGAGGUCUGGCGCCCUGGUGGAGCAGAAACUGCUUAGACAAUGGUUCAUCAAGACCACCAACUAUGGCAAACCUCUCCUCGACGCCUUGGCGGACCUUCCAGAGUGGUACGGGGUCAAAGGCAUGCAGGCCAACUGGAUUGGAAACUGCACCGGCUGCUACUUUGAUUUCAACCUCAAGGUGAAUGGUGAGGAGACAGGGGAAACCUUGGCAGCCUACACCUCCUCCCCAGAGGGUGUGUUUGGGGCGGCUUACAUCGCUGUCCUCCCCUCCCACAGGCUGCUCCAUGGUACCAGUCCAGUCCGCUCUGCCCUGGAGAAAGCCUUUCAGCCAGGCAGAGACUCCCUAACAGAGGUCACUGCCUGCAACCUAUUCACCCUCCGUGAGGUUCCGCUGGUCAUCUCGCACAAGACGGCGUUUGACGAUUAUCUUGACACUGUGAUUGGUAUCCCAGAUGUUUGUGAGGAGGCUAUGUCUGUGGCCCGAGCACUGGAUCUGAGAUGGGACACAGUUCUUAAAGGCAAUGAAAAUGAAACACAGACUCUGGUGCACUCAGAUGAGUUCACAGGCCUCACCAGAGAGCAGGCCUUUGAGUCCAUUACCCACAAGGCCAGAGAGAGGAAGGUGGGCGGCCACCUCACCAGCUCCAAACUCAGGGAUUGGCUGAUAUCAAGGCAGAGGUACUGGGGGACCCCAAUCCCUAUAGUACACUGUGGGUCUUGUGGUCCAGUGGCCGUCCCUGAAGAGGAGCUUCCUGUAAUCCUGCCAAAACUACCCUCUAUAACAGGGAAGGGAGCGUCUCCUUUGGAGGCGGCACAUGACUGGGUUAGCUGCACAUGUCCCAGAUGUAAGGGUCCAGCCAGGAGGGAGACCGACACCAUGGACACAUUUGUGGACUCAGCCUGGUAUUACUUCAGAUACACGGACCCGUAUAACCAAGAUAGGCCUUUUGGACGGUCUCAAGCAGAUCACUGGUUGCCUGUAGAUGUCUACAUUGGAGGGAAGGAGCACGCUGUCAUGCACCUGUACUAUGCUCGCUUCCUCUGUCACUUCUGCAGGGACCAGGGGCUGGUGGCUCACAGAGAGCCUUUCAGAAAGCUGCUGGUUCAGGGUCUGAUCAAGAGCCAGACGUUCAAACUGGCAGAGGGUGGCCAGUAUGUAAAGAGAGAAGACGUAGAUUUCACAGCCGGUGAGCCGGUGGCGGCGGGGGGCAAACGCCUUGAGGUGACCUGGGAGAAGAUGAGCAAGUCCAAACACAACGGGCUCGACCCCCAAGAGGUAGUGAAGCAGUACGGCAUCGACACGGUCCGCCUCUACAUCCUGUACGCUGCUCCGCCUGAACAGGACAUCCUCUGGAACGCAAAGACCGAUGCCCUUCCCGGGGUCUUACGAUGGCAGUCCCGUUUGUGGAGCCUGGUGACCAAGCUGAGGGGAGCUAGACAGCUUGGAGACGUCCCCGACCCCUUCUCACUUAAAAAAAAGGAACAGGAGGAGGCCAGGAACAUCUGGAGUAAUAAAAACUAUGCUGUGGAACAGGUCACGGCUCACUUCACAGAGGACUUCCUUUUGAAUGCGGCCAUUUCUCGUCUCAUGGGGCUCACCAACACACUGAAUAGUGCAACAUUUAAGGUGGUGCUGAACAGCCGGGAAUUUGAAGAAGCUUUAGCCACACUGUGUGUGAUGACAGCGCCUAUGGCCCCUCAUCUAGCCUCUGAACUAUGGACAGGUCUGUGCCAGGUAAAGAACCCCCUCAGCACCCUCCUCUUGAGGGGUGGAGAUGUACUGCAGCAACCUUGGCCAACUGUCGACCAGGAGUACCUCGAGGUCUCAGAUUCUGUGGAGCUGUUUGUACGGGUAAACAACAAGGCGUGUGGAAGCGUGACGGUGCCCCUGCAGGUGUCCAAGGAUGCUGAGCGGGUGCGGCAGCUGGUUCUGGAGAGCCCACUCGGACAACAGCUCCUAGGCAACCGCAGCAUCAAGAGAGCCAUCCUCUCUCCAAGGACCGCGCUUAUCAACUUCCUUAUUGAUGAGUGAUGCUGCAUCUUCUCUCCAAGGACCACGCUUAUCAACUUCCUUAUUGAUGAGUGAUGCUGGGGAGCUCAACCGCUGUUUUACAACUGCUAGUCGGAUGCAAGAUUAGCUGGCGACCAGAGAUUUGACACUGGCACACAGACAUGGGGCUGGGCAUGGGAUUGCAUUUUUUAUGUCAUAUAUUGUAAUUGUAAUUUCCUUCUGAAAGUCUUUUUUUUUGUACAGAAAGUUAUCAAUGGAAUGUAAA